GCGGGAGCCCGGGCCAGCUCGGGGUUGGCCGUGUUGUGGCUUCUGAACGUCACUAGAAAACUAGGCAACGUCUGUUUUGACUAAAGGACUGGGGGCCCAGUGCUCUAGCAGAGGGGACUUCCACACGCUCCAUCACCAUGCCCAAUUUCUCUGGCAACUGGAAGAUCAUUCGGUCGGACAACUUUGAGGAUUUGCUCAAAGUGCUAGGUGUAAACAUGAUGUUGAGGAAGAUUGCUGUGGCCGCUGCAUCCAAACCAGCAGUGGAGAUCAAACAGGAAGGAGACACUUUCUAUAUCAAAACCUCUACCACGGUGCGCACCACCGAGAUUAACUUCAAGGUUGGGGAGGAGUUUGAGGAGCAGACUGUGGAUGGGAGACCCUGUAAGAGCUUGGUGAAAUGGGAGAGUGAGAACAAAAUGGUCUGUGAGCAGAAGCUUCUGAAGGGAGAGGGCCCCAAGACCUCCUGGACCAGAGAACUCACCAAUGAUGGAGAGCUGAUCCUGACCAUGACAGCAGAUGACGUUGUGUGCACCAGAGUCUACAUCCGAGAGUGAGUGGCUAGGGCCCAAGAGCUGCCUGAGCCACCACUUCCUUUACUCCUCCUGCUUCACAGCCACAGGCUGCCACCUUCCUCCUGCAUCCUCCUGCUAGGCUAGCUUGCUCCUUACCCUAUCACUUCCAAAGGUUGUUGGGAUGCCUCUUGCAGGUUCUUUAACACUUCCUCCUCCCCCUAUGCCAACAAAGGAAGGAGUGCAAGAGUCCAGAUCCCCUUCACUCCCCCCAUCCCAGCCAGCAGUCCCUCAGAUGAGCCCCCAGUUGACUCUGUUUCCAUGCCGACAUCUGAGGGCUGAAUGACAAAGACUGGCUCUAUGCUUCCACUUUUUGUCCUAUAGAUUUUGCAGUUUAGAAUAUUUAUUUGUUAAUUUUAUUAAAAUGUUUUAAAAAUUAAAA
Cavia porcellus (domestic guinea pig) is the source of this 951-nucleotide messenger RNA. RefSeq names its product cellular retinoic acid binding protein 2 (gene Crabp2). The record is from RefSeq and is a predicted model, not a curated record. The transcript has 4 exons. Gene Ontology annotation, cellular component: nucleus; cytosol. Bases 138 to 554 code for a protein of 138 amino acids. NCBI's taxonomy places the organism in Eukaryota, Metazoa, Chordata, Mammalia, Rodentia, Caviidae. Gene Ontology annotation, molecular function: retinoic acid binding; fatty acid binding. Gene Ontology annotation, biological process: fatty acid transport.